CAAUGGUUCAAGAAAUUAAAUUGAGGAAGAGUAUAUUGGUGGUUGGCGACAAGGGAGUGGGCAAAACAUCGCUUUUAAUGUUUCUUAAAAACCAUGGAGAGUUUCCAAUCGAUAUCAAUUUGCCAAAUCAUUUGGAACCAUUUAAAGUCGACGUUUCACUAGCUGGUUGCGACAUACCUGUCUCAAUUGAAUUGAAAAUUUUCGAUACUCAUUUCAAGCAGUUUGAUAAUAACUUUGAUCCGUUUUUAUACUUCAAUUUAUUGUACGAUUUGAGCCAAUUCAGUCUAAUAUUGAUCUGCUUAUCAUAUGACGAUUUAAAUUCGUUUAAUAAUUUGAGGAAACACUGUAAUAGUAAUAGUAAUAGUAAUAAUAAUAAUAAUAAUAAUAAUAAUAAUAAUAAUAAUAACAAUAAAAACAGAAUUCCAUUUUUUAUAUUAUGUUUAAAAGCUGAUUUGAAAAACAAAAAUAAAGACAUUUCAUUAAAUGAUUUGUUGUUAUUAAAUGAUGAAUUGAACUCCAAUGGGUUUUUCGAAUGUUCAUCAAAAACAAAUAAUAAUAUAUUUAUUACAUCUACAUUAUUAUAA
Molecule: messenger RNA, 584 nt
Organism: Ascoidea rubescens DSM 1968
Lineage: Eukaryota; Fungi; Ascomycota; Saccharomycetes; Ascoideales; Ascoideaceae
Exons: 3
Biological process (GO): small GTPase-mediated signal transduction
Molecular function (GO): GTPase activity; GTP binding
Source: RefSeq, a predicted model, not a curated record